Cornus florida is the source of this 7757-nucleotide messenger RNA. RefSeq names its product putative PAP-specific phosphatase, mitochondrial. Gene Ontology annotation, molecular function: 3'(2'),5'-bisphosphate nucleotidase activity. Gene Ontology annotation, biological process: sulfate assimilation. Bases 154 to 1422 code for a protein of 422 amino acids. The transcript has 10 exons. Lineage: Eukaryota; Viridiplantae; Streptophyta; Magnoliopsida; Cornales; Cornaceae. The record is from RefSeq and is a predicted model, not a curated record.
AUCCAAACGCGAAGAGAAGAGAGGUUCCUAUAUUUUGCUUUCUUUUCUUUAUUUCCCAUGACCAAAAACGUUGUCUCUCCUCUUUCCUUUUUCCCCUCGAGCUUCGAAAAAAACAGCUAACCAAUUAGAGUCCACUUCUCCAUCUUUCCCGCCAUGGAUGUCCUACACUCAGCUUCUCGAUUCUAUCCGACUCGCCCUCACCGUCCAUUCACACCUCUUCGCAACCUCUCUCGACGAUUCAUCCUCAGGUCGAGCCUUCCAUUUCCGGAGCAGAAAGCCAAGUACCACAGAGAGCUCCGAGCCUCUGUCGAUGCUGUCGAGAGAGCUUGUCGUCUCUGUGUGGACGUGCAUAAGUCUCUGUUCUCUACUGAUGGACGGGUCGUUGAAAAGACUGAUCUAACUCCGGUCACAGUGGCGGAUUUUGGGGUUCAGGCAUUAAUUAGCUUGGAGCUGGGUAAAUUGUUUCCUUCCAUUCCCUUGGUGGCUGAAGAGGACUCAGCAUUUGUACGUUCAAAUAAUCUGGAAAAUUCUGUUUUAAAUGUGGUUACUGAUAAAACAAGCUUCAGAGAUAAACAAUUGACACAAGCUGAUGUAUUGGAAGCAAUUGACAGAGGGGGCAAGGAUGCCUUUACAUUUGGACCUAAGCCUGCCACUUAUUGGGUACUGGAUCCUAUUGAUGGGACAAAAGGUUUUGUGAAAGGUGGUGAGGCCUUAUAUGUGGGUUGCCAUGGUGAUCUUAUGCUAAUUUUAGAAGAAGGUUUGGCUCUUGUAGUCGAAGGAGAGAUUGUAGUAGGAGUCAUGGGCUGCCCUAACUGGCAGGAAGUUUAUUCCAACAAGUCCACCAUUGAAGUGCCAGAAUAUGAAAAGAUUCUAACUGGAUCAGGCAUCAUUAUGUUUGCCCAUGUUGGCUGUGGAACAUGGACAAAGAGGUUGUCAGAUGCUCUGAGUGGCAUGGCCAAGAUGUCCGAUAGUUGGACUAGAUGCUCUGUGGAUGGGCUUUGCUUAGUUCCUGAAGCACGCAUUUGUAUUUCGGAUAAUCAAACAUGGGAGACUUGGCCACUAUCGGCUGUAUUUAGCGCAACAACCAAUGCUGAGACUAUUGAGAAUAAUCAAAUUCUUCUUCUGCCUAUAUGCUGUGGAAGUUUGACGAAGUAUUUGAUGGUGGCCAUUGGUAGGGCAUCUGUUUAUAUUCAUCCUGCAAGGCUUCAAAAUGUUAUCCAGUCUUGGGAUCAUGCUGUUGGAAUAAUAUGCGUGCAUGAAGCAGGGGGAAAGGUGACUGACUGGAGAGGGAGUAAACUUGAUCUUGCAGCAGAUCAGACGGAGCGGAGGGUCAUAUAUCCUUCAGGUGGCAUCCUUGUGACAAAUGGCAGCUUACAUAGUAAGAUAGAAGAGAUGAUCUCUUCUAGUUCAUUAGUCGUUUGAUGGUAUUCGGCACUAACACCUGCUGUAUGUUUGCCAUCACCAUUUUCAAAUUAAGAUGUGAUUCUUCAUUCCAAAUUUUUUUAUUAGUUCCAUUCAUUUCAAAUCCUCAAAUUCGAGAAAUGUAGUCAAAAUUGUUCAUGUGUACUGUUGUUAACCAGUAAUAAUAUGCACAGUUGAAACUGUUACAAAUUCCAGACGUGGUUUCUUGGAUGAACUAGGGAAACUAACAAAAGGUUACCCCACAACAUCAUAGAGGAAGAAAUAUUAUUAGUUAGUUAUGGCUGGUUAUGGCUAAUUAGUGGCACAGCUGAAGUGUAGUCCACAUUGCGAACUUUCUUGUGAUGCACUGAGCACCAUAUGCAAUCUUAGCUGCCUAAUGUGAUUUUCGAAAGGGUUUUACAUGACAAAAAUAAAAUAAACAGCUAAGAAUGUUGAAAACUUUUAGCAGAGAGAGAAAACAAGGCAAUGAGCUGUAAAGAUGUCAAAACAUUAAUGCACGUUAAGGUCCAAAACUAUUAAUGAAAAUAACUUUGAACUCAUAAUUAGUUGUUAGGACCAUCAUUAGACAUUGUAUUGUGUUAUUGGCCAAAACUUCAAAGUCCUGUCUCUUCUGAAUAUCUAACCCUCUGAAGACGAAGUCCUGGAAUUGGUUUCGGUUGCUUGGAAUAACCUGAGCCCCCUUCAUUCUCAAACUUGCAAGGGACGUUAGUGCAUGAAAUGUGAAUUCCUCAUCAGAAGCACCAUGUUUUCUUUCUUGAACUGAUUUUAUAUCUUUUAUAAAAGUCAGAAUCUUGGAUAUUUCAUGAGAAAUUACUCCUUGGUGAAGACAAACUGAUGAGUAAUAAUUCUUGCAGUCCCAGACUUUAUGCCUUGUCCAGUUCUGUGAGUAUGGUAAUCACAAACCACCAAAUGUUGGACAUCAAGAACCUGGCUGGUUUUAUGGCUUUAUUAGUGCUGGCAUAUCACCUAAAUUUGAUGUUAGCAUAUUGUCAAGCAGUCGUGUGGAGGCAACAUGUGCUCAGUCUGAAUUUGUGGCAACUUUGGAUAUAGGGUUUGUAGUGGUUCAUUUACCGCCCUAAUUUUAUUGAUCUAUUGAGGCAUUAACUGCUCCAAUGAUUUUAAUUGUUGGUUUUCUUCAAACUAGAUUGAAUAAUAGGACUUCCGUGGAUCACCCUUUGUCAUAUGGUUGGAAAAAAAAAUAUUGGUUUGAGAAUUAUAUUAAUUGGGAACAAUGGACCAAAAGGGCUUAUAUUAAGUUGUUAUUUACAACCUGAUACGUUAAUAUGUGGAGGCCAUAGUUUUGUCUGUGCACAAGGUGAUUUUAUCCAUUGGGAGGUAUAUCAUAUCAACAUACAUGUGACUUCAUAGAAGGAAGGUUUUUCAAUCUUCAUGGCUUCGAUCUUAUUAUUCCUUUUCAGAGAUAGGUCUUCAUUUUUUGCCGGAAGCAAAGUUACUGGGCUGAUACUCAAGGUACAUUUCUUUCCCAUGUGGUGUAUUAUUGUCUAAUAAUGAACUUGCUUUCAAAGACCUCACAUGGUUGAUUACAUCAAGUUGGUUGAUGUAACUUCAAUUUUAGAAAGUAGUAAGCAGAGUUAAUAAAAUAUCUGGCUUUUCCAUCAGUUGUUGGAUAAGUUUAAGCUUGGUUAUGUACAUGAAGUUAUAUGUCUUGUUACAGCUCCAAGGAUAACAUUAAUAUUAUGGUUUUUAAUGCUUUUAUGAUUUCCAGGUAGUUGUUUUUUCCCCCUAUUAGUAAUGUGCUGAAAUAUUAAAUUAUCUCUUGAUUGUCAUGAUGAUUAGAAAGGUAAAUUUUGUUUGGGCAGUAUUCUUACCUAUAUAUGAUAAUCUUUGUAGAAUUAAAUUUACCAUUCUAUUGAUGUAUUAAACAGAAUAAAAGAGUUACUACAAACGAUAUUUACAUCAGCAGGUGCCAGGAACAUAUGAGAAAUGGUCUUCAUUAUUAAGUUUUAGAUGGUUUUAGACGAAAUCAAAAUUGAAUAUAUUAGAUGGUUAUAGAGCAGAGAGGUAAUAGUCCCUAACCAAAUUAACCGAAAUGCACAUAUUUCAAGGGAGACGGAGUAAUUUAUUUAUUUUAUUGUUAUAAUUUUUUGUGUGCAUGGGAGGAGCAUAUAGGGUCCCUUCUGAACUUCACCCGAAAGGCAUAAAUGAGUUUACUUGGAUGCUUGAGUUGCAAAAUUAUAGAAACCGAUUUACUUUAGUAGCUUCUACAUGCAUUUGUUCCAUGGUUGUCAAAAUUGAAUCCCAUCAGCCCAAUAUGCGUUUUCGAAGUUCUGGAUCGAAACAUGUUUCUCUAAAAAUUUUGAGUUACUUGCAGUUAAACAAUGAUGAUGUUGUAGAUCCUCAAUUUAUCGGUCAUCGUUGAUGAUGUGGUCAUUGGCCAAUUAGAUUCUAUGUUUAUAUGAAUAUCAACCAGUUGUCCCUUCUUACAUGUGAAUCUUAGUAAAUUUGUUUGAACAUAGUGUACUGUUGCUUGCAUUCAACUCAAGCUCACCAUAACCAAUCCAUGUGUGGAGGCACCAAGUAUGAAAAAAAACAAGUAGAUUGUCCUUUUUCAGGUUGGAGCUCGUGAACCUGGCUCAAUUGAUCGCCAUUCCAGAGAAUUCAACUGUCCACGUGUCCCAAAUCGCUUACGUUGGAUGCAAAAGCAACGUGAGGACCAGAUUUUCCGGGAAAAUUCUCGACGCCAAAUAAGUGCCAGGUCGUAUUCUUCUCUAGCCUUGCUUUGAUCAUCAUUUCCAUUAGAGUAUUAACUAUUGUGGACUCAGUAUAGACUACAUAGUUUAUAAACAAAUAUGCAUGAGAUUGCUUAUAAUAAUGUGACCUUAGCAUAACAUCCACAAAGCAUAUAUAAUUUGCAUGGGGUUGCUUAUAAUAGUAACGUUGGCACACCAUCCACACAAGCUUUGGAUCUCGUAUCCCAGAAAUAGCUCUAAACUAUGUGAAAACAGUGUGUUAAAUAAAUGAGCCUGAGACAAUAACACGUCUGCUUAAUAUUCAACGUUUGUUGGAGCAAUCUAACAGCUCACAACAGAAACUAACAACAUUUAAAUCAUCUACCUAAUACAUAUUUAUAUAUAUCUAUCACACACACAUACACAAACGCAUACACAUUUAUAUCUCUGCUGGUCAACUUUAAGACGUAGGCAACUUAUUCCGGUAACACUGCACAAGAACAUCCUAGAUUUUGGACAAGUAAUUACCUGAUUCGGUAUAAAAUUUAGUCAUGAAUUCCUUAAUUUAAGUACAAACAGUAUGAAUAAUCUGUAUGACAUCUAUUCUGGUUAAUUAUAUGAUAUUGGUGCCUGUAAGACCCCAGACACGGGGACAUUAGCCUAAUAUUUAGGAUAUGUUUAAUUGAAGUCGAUCAUGCUUAUCCUCUUAUUCUUGUAGUCAAGAUUUAUAAUAAGAAAUGUUAGCGUAUGGUUCAAUCACUUUGUUAAUAUGUGUGGAUUUAUAAUUAGGGUAAAAAUACAUCGAAUUUCCCUAAGGUUUGAACAAAUUAUAUAAUUGUAGACCUUACUUUGCCCUUCCCUAAACCUGUUCGUCGAAUGCUGGAAAGUAUUUUUAAAUGUGAAAAGUCAAUAAUGGCCUUAUAUUAUAAUAAUAUUUUAUAUUACAACACAUGAGUUUAUUGUUGUCUUUUUUUUUAUAUGAAAAGGGCAAAAUUGUCAUUUUAUAUAAUUUGGUUGAUAGGUUUAUAGCAAAGAAAAUACUAAAAAUGUUAUUGAACAUAUACACCAAAUUUAAAAAAAAAUUAAAUUAAAAUAAUAAACGUUAAACAAUUUGUAUAUAAUUUGUUCAAAUCGAGGGUAGUAUAAACUACCCUUGUAAUAUAACUAUAAGAAAGGGGGGAUAAACAUGGUGAUGGGUUUGGGUCAAUUAUAAAAAGUUACUAGAUAAAAGAAGUUAGGACAAAUCUAAGUAGAUGAAUAAAAUAAUAAUUGACCAUGCCCUUUAAAUUGUAGUAUGUGAAGGUACGUGGACGCGAAUUAGUCACAUGUGCACAUGAUUCACUGACCAAUGAACAAGGAUUCAAAAAAGUUGUAUAUUUUUUACUUUUCCACAAAAAAAUAUAUAUAUAUAUAAACAAAAAUAGUAGGCGCCUGACUGUGAUGUAAACAAAAGCAACAUAUUGGGUACUGUGAGGACACCUGUUCAGAAUUCUUCAAUUUUCAGAUAUUUAAAUUACCCAAGUGUCCUCAUAAAAACUGACAGAUGGCACUCAAAUACAAGUACGUAGUUUACCAUUAAGCAAAAUGAUAUUUUAUGUAAACAGAAUUUACCACACGAGUAAGAAUCUCCUGCCGUUCGUUGUUACACCGGUGCUGUAAAAAAUUUCUAACACAAUUAAAUUUAAUUUCUAAAACUAUAAAUAUUAGUGUUGGAAAGAGAUUUUAGUGUAAAUUGGAUUUUACCAUAUUAUUUUUAGGAUAUGAUAUUACUGUGUUAAAAUUUUAUUUGUGCCGUUAAAAUACUAAGGAAUAAAUAAAGUAAUACUAGUAAUAAUUAACGUUUGAUUUAAGAGACUCACAUAAAAAAUUGUACGGAUUUAAAUGUUGGAAAAUUGACAGCAAGUUGCAACGUGGCAUAAUUUUGAUAGGCUGAUAAUUGGUUGAUUUUCUAUGAUGGUGGUCCUAGUAAUAGGGAGCUAUUGUCUUUUGACACGUACAACGUAAAGUUGCUGUUAAUAUCAAAUAAAUUAAACAACAGUACAACAAUUUAAUGUGUAUUUAUGUCCACAAAAUUUAUGCGGAGUGGGAUCCAUCGGCUCAUGCAACAAAAUAGUUUAUUAUAUUAAGCAACCAGAUAUGUAUCACAUAUAUAUAUAUAUAUAUAUAUAUAUAUAUAUAUAUAUAUUAUAUUGUAUUAUAUGAUGAUAAGUUGACGAAAAUGUUCAAUGAUGUACCAUCGAGUUGGUGUCCUGUUUAACGCAGUUAGUGAGCUAGUGGCAUUCGGCUUUCAGCCGAUCAAUUUUGGUCCUCUUUUCUGGGAGGUAAUUAAACUCACUUUGAACUAAAAUUUUGAUGUUUUUUGUAUUUUUGUUUUUCCCCCUUCCGGGUAAGGAAAAAAUUUCGAAGGAUUUAAAUCUUUGCCUUUUACUGUAGAAGAAUUUUUCAUAUUUUAAUUGGUGAAACUUUAUCACUGAAAAUUGGUUAGGGUUUAUUAUUAUAUUUGUGAAAUUUCAGUAUUACAAUAGAUGUUAAAGUAAAUUUCAGGAAGUUGUACUGUGUAAAAAGUGUACCGGAAAGGACUUUGAUUGAGAGAUUAGUUGGAUUUUGUUUGAAUUCAUUUUUUCUUAUUUUCCAUCUUGUGUUGCUGGAUCUGACCGUUAGUCUCGGGUCAAUUAACACGUAAUUAAAUGCGUUCUCUUUAUAUCAGUUUUAUUCAAUUUUUUUUAUUUCCGUAUAAUCUAAUAAUUGAUCGGGACCAAUGGAUCAAAGACUAGACAAUAAUUAUUUCAUCCUACCCUACAUGUGGUGACAAACAAGAACAUGGAUCAUCUCCGAAUCACCCUAGAUGUGGGUCUAUGUUCGAUACGAAAAUCACACCUUAUAUGAAAUGAUCUUCACCUUUUCUGUAUGAAACAAAAUGUUGAGCAUAAGAUUGGGGGGUCGUCGAUACCUGGGUAAGAGAUGGAUGGGACUAUGACAUAAAGCAAGGCCUAGUGCCCUUAUGACCAAGUAAUGGUACUUACUGAAGCACAUUAUGGCAUUUUCCAUCCAUAACUAUCAAAUGUCAUUUCCUUUGAUUUUUUUUUUUUUUUUUCUUCCUUCGUGUUGACAAAACCUUCCUCAAAUUUUCAAAAUAUUUGACAAUUCUUGUUGUUCCUAGUUUAUAAAUUGUAAGGAUUAAAAUGAUGAUACUAAUGGAAACUAAAUUUAGUAUAUGGUCUAAAUUAAAAUGAUGAUACUAAUUGAGACUUGUCAUAUUCAGAAAAUGUUAGUGUACAUAAAUGAUAACGAUAGAAAGGCAAUAGACAAACCUAGUUUGUAAGUUUAUUUUCUACCAAAGUAAGUCCUCUGUAUACUAAUGUCUAUUUUUUUACACUUUUAUAAGGUCAUUUCAAGAUGAAAGGUAGAAUCUAAAUCACACAAUCUUUCUCAACAUAUGUCGUUCUUACGCUCUAUGCACAUUUUUGUUCUCAUUCAAAUUCUCACUGUUUAUGACUUAAUUCUACCGUUCUCACUCUUCCCUUUUAAAUUCGCUCUCGCUUUCACUUUAUGUGACUUAGGAUAAAAUAGGUUAUGGCUCAAAUCUUGUUUUGUGUUGAACAAAAUAAAAAUAAGUGAUAUGGAGAGAAUUUUUUUUUUUUUUUU